AUGAAUCCUCUGUGCCUUCCACUAACCUUUGUUGUCCGACUCGUUUCCUCUGCACAGGUGAGUCGGCGCGACCCUGAGACGGGCCGGGAGGAGCGGCGGAUGGAGAAGGUGUGGAACAGCACGGUGGUGAACAUCGCUCUCAUGGCUCUCGGCACAUCCGCGCCUGAAAUCGUCAUCGCUGUUGUCGACGCCCUCAAGCACCUCAACCAGGGACCUGGCGUGCUGGGAGCGGGCACAGUUUUGGGUUCAGCAGCGUUCAACCUGAUGGUCAUCUCGGCCGUGUGUGUGGUCACGCCACCCGCCCAUUCCAUCAAGCGCAUCCAGGCCGUUGGUGUCUUCCUCCUUGAGCUCGCAGCCAGCACGUGGGCGUACAUCUGGAUCCUGCUCGUGCUCAAGACCUCAUUUCUCUCAUGUCCUGCUGAAGUGAAAAAAACCAUGUUCUCUCUCUGCUCUGCUCCUUGCAUGGUUCCCUCCCUUCCCAACUGGGCUGUCUGUCACCUGCAGGUCUUCUCCCCUGGCCGUGUCACCAUAGUGGAGGCAUGCAUCACGCUGCUCUUCUUCCCCCUCUUCAUCCUCCUCGCCUACGCCCAAGACCAGCACUGGCAGCACUGGCAGCGCUGGGGGCUGCCCCUGCCUUUCCUGCCCCACCCCACCCCCCGCCCGCCCCGACGCGGCUCCCUCACUCGCUUCAAGAACUAUGGCAGUGGGCAGGCGCUGAUAGCUCCCUCUGCUGCUCAGGGCGGCCGUAAGCUUGCUGCUGGUGGGAAUGCGUUUGGAGCUGGUGCGUGGUGGCGUGCGCUGUGGGGGGACUAUGGAAGCACAGCAGUGGGUGCGGCGGGAGGGAGAGGAGGGGACGGGGUGGGGAAGAGCAGCAGUGACGGUUCGGGAGUGGUGGGGGGAGGGCAGGGAGAGGUGGAAAUGCAGAGGGGGGCGGACGCAGCAAGCAUGAGCAUUGCGGUGGGAGGCGCGGAGGAGGGGACAGGGGAGCAGCAGGCGGUGGAGGGGGGUGGGCAGAGGUCACAUGGGAGCUCGGAUCUGAGUGACUGGGAGCACGUGGGGCGGGUGGAAUCCGAGCAGCAGCAGCAGCAGCAGCAGCAGCAGCAGCAGCAGCAGCAACACGAGGAAGCAUCAGAGGGCAUUUCAAUGGAGCCGGUCACAGCUGAGGGAGGAAGAGUUGAACCAGGCUCUAGGUCCUACUCCCUCAACGUACCACCAGCAUUGCCGGCAGUGACAGCAGUGUCUGCAGUGCCGCAGAGGUCCAGCAGUAGCAACCUGCGGCGCCGGUCAGCUGCUGGAAUGUCCACUGCUGCUGCCAUGCAGCACGACUCACCCGACCAGUCCCUCUCGCGCCGCUUGGGGCAGCAUCUCUGGCUGCGCUCACAGCUCCCUGGCCUCUCUCAUUCGCCAGCUCCCGCCGUCCGACCUACACCCCUUGCCUCCCCAGCCCCGCUCGUUCUCAACCCAGCGCAGCAGCAGCAGAAGCAGCGGCAGCAGAGGGAACACCGGGAGGAAGAGGAGAAGGCGGAGGGGCAUGCAAGUGGAGGAGGGGUGGCUGGUGAUGAGCGAGUGGGGCUGGUUGCAGACGGCGGGCAGUUUGUGGAUCUGUUACAAGAGCACUGGACAUUGCUGGCGCAAUCAGGAGAGAGGGAGGUGUGCCGGUUUGAGCACACUCCUGCAAACACCAACGGAGCCGGCAGCAGUGCUGCAAGCUGCACCACCCCUUCUCCUGUCCAGGCCCUCCACUUCCGGGUGCACACUGCAGAAGCGCUGCAUCUUCAAUUGGAGCUCACCGUUCCUCACUGCCCUUCCCUAGCCAGCAGCAUCUGCACGCAUGCACGACAGCCGUCCACAUCAAACCCCCAUGCCACGUCACCACCGCUGCAGUCAAGCUCAGCAGCAUCCGCUGGGGCUGUCAACGCAUCUGUGACCCCCACGGAACGCUCGUUACAAUCACAGUCUCCUUGGUUUACAGCAGUUGCUUCACUGGCACCCGCUUCAACACAGUCACACACUGCGUACACGUCUUCUUUGUUGUUUGACAACACAAGUGGCGCAGGGCGGAGGUGGGGGUGUGGGGAGGAAGGGUGCAGCGUGGAGGGAGACGUGAGGGCACAGCUACACAUGGGAGUGCGAGUGGAAGCAGGGGAGGGAAUUGAGGAGGUGGAGGUGACAAUCAGUGUGCUGGCUCUGCGCUUGGCAUUGCUGGGACAGUGUGGACUGGGGCUGGGUGGGCUCAGCACAUGCAGAGAGCCGACCUUGUCUUCCCUUCCAAGCAAUCCCGGACUGGGCGAGCUUUGGCUGCAGCAGAUCGAAAGGGCAAUUUCGGUCCCACUGUCAGGUCACCAGAGAGACGUGUCACUGCUGGGCCUUGGAAUCCACUUCAUCUCCUUCUACUGGAAGCUCCUGUUCUCACUCAUCCCUCCACCCUCCCUCAUGCGUGGCUGGCCAGCCUUCAUCCUCUGUCUGUGCUUCAUGGCUGGCAUUUCUUUUCUGAUUGAGGAGUUUGCGAGGCUGUUUGCGUGCACAUCAGGCCUGCACCUCUUCUCGGUUGCCAUUGUCUUCGUGGCUAGUGUAAGUUUUUCUGAGGAGUGA
Molecule: messenger RNA, 2592 nt
Organism: Closterium sp. Naga37s-1
Lineage: Eukaryota; Viridiplantae; Streptophyta; Zygnematophyceae; Desmidiales; Closteriaceae
Source: the annotation of a GenBank genome assembly